This is a messenger RNA of Cannabis sativa, 1944 nucleotides long. Its product is annotated as polygalacturonase At1g48100. The coding region runs from base 285 to 1745 and encodes 486 amino acids. The transcript is spliced from 8 exons. Gene Ontology annotation, molecular function: polygalacturonase activity. Lineage: Eukaryota; Viridiplantae; Streptophyta; Magnoliopsida; Rosales; Cannabaceae. Gene Ontology annotation, biological process: carbohydrate metabolic process. The record is from RefSeq and is a predicted model, not a curated record.
CAGGAGGAGCACAAUUAUAUAAUGUUUUUAUAUUCAUCUUAAAUAAACAUGCAUUAGCUACGCUAUAGUACUUAUAAAGAGUACUAUUAUUUAGAACCCCACAAAAGGGUAUUUCGGUAAAAUGACACACUAUCUAAACUGUCUAUAACUACCUUAAACCCUCCACAAGCCUAAAUCAUAGAACUAUAGCUAUCAUCUAAAACUACUCUUUGGUUUAGAGAGUUUACAUAUCAAAAUCUCUCUCUUUCUUGAUAAUAAAAGCAUAAAAUUUAUAAAUUCUAGAGAUGAAGAAAAGCAAGAGCUCAUCACUUCUUAUUCUUCUUCUCAUCUUGGUCCUUAUCUUUGUUAUUACCUUUUCCACAAUCUCAGUCGAAGCAAGAAAACACCAAACUAAGAAGAACAAACCACACAAUAAGCACAAAAAAGAUAACAAAGGUGGUAACAAUAGUAACAAUAAUAAUAAUAGUAAUUCUCCAUGUCCAUCUCCAGUGCCACCUCAUCAACCUCCUUCUUCUUCUGUGUCUAAUAUUUUCAAUGUCUUGUCUUUUGGAGCCAAAGGUGAUGGAGUUUCAGAUGAUUCCAAGGCACUUCUAGCAGCAUGGGAAGGUGCAUGCAAAGUUUCAGGGGCAACAGUAAUAGUUCCAUCAAAAUACAAGUUUCUUAUCAAGCCCAUAAUUCUUCAAGGCCCUUGUAUGCCUCACUUAAUUUUUCAGAUUGAUGGUACUCUAUUGGCUCCUCCAAAAAUUGGGUCUUGGCAGAAAUACAAUUUAUUUCAAUGGAUAUACUUUAAAUGGAUCAAUAAUUUCACUAUUCAAGGCACUGGUGUUGUUGAUGGUCAAGGCUCUAACUGGUGGUGUCUCUCCCAAGUUUACAACACUCAGAAGAAAUCCAAGUAUAUUCCAGACAUGAAACCUACUGCUUUGAGAUUCUAUUCAAGCAAUGAUGUGACAGUUAAAAACAUUAAAAUCAUAAACAGUCCUCAGUGUCAUCUUAAAUUUGACAGCUCUAAGAGGAUCAAAGUUGACAAUAUUACAAUAUCUUCACCAGAAAAUAGCCCCAAUACAGAUGGUAUUCACUUGCAAAACUCUCAAGAUGUUGAGAUUCAUCAUUCAAAUAUUGAGUGUGGAGAUGACUGUGUAUCCAUACAAACUGGUUGCUCAAAUGUUCAUGUUCAUCAUAUGAAUUGUGGCCCUGGACAUGGUAUAAGCAUAGGAAGUCUAGGAAAAGACAAAACAGUUGCUUGUGUUUCCAAUAUAGUUGUUGAAAAUAUUUCACUUAAAAACACUCUAUCAGGAGUAAGAAUCAAAACUUGGCAGGGAGGAAUUGGAUCAGUGAAAAAUGUAUCAUUCUCAAAUAUCCAAGUUAGUGAUGUGAAAGUUCCUAUAAUGAUAGACCAAUACUAUUGUGACAAGAACACAUAUUGCAAGAACCAAAGUGGGGCAGUGGGAAUUUCAGGUAUUAAGUAUGAUAAAAUAAUAGGAACAUUCUCAGCUCAGCCAAUUCACCUUGCUUGUAGCAAAGAAAUUCCAUGCAUAGAUGUUGAUCUAAUUGACAUACAACUAAGCCCUUCAAUUGGGUACAACAACAGAGGAUUAUUAAAACAAGCACUGUGUUCAAACUCAUAUGGGAAAUCAGAGGCACCAUUGGUCCCUUCAAGUAUUGAUUAUUGCUUAAGAAGUGUUGGUGGUCCAGUUAGAAGAACAGAAAGGUCACAUGAACAUAUUUGCUCUACUGGCAAAUACUAGUUUAAAUAAUUAAAUAAAUGGUCUAAUCAGUUUUUUUUUUUAAUUUUUAUUGUACCUUUUUAGGAGCUUCCUUUCUGCUAAAUUUUUUCUAGUGUAUGAAGGUGAAGGUGUGGUUGUGGUGUUGUGUGAUGUUACAUUAUUAUUUUAAUUAGUCUUGUAAAUCAGUACUCAGCAUUUUAAAUAAAUAAAUUAUGAGUAA